Molecule: messenger RNA, 464 nt
Organism: Pezoporus flaviventris
Lineage: Eukaryota; Metazoa; Chordata; Aves; Psittaciformes; Psittacidae
Gene: ATP5MG
Product: ATP synthase membrane subunit g
Exons: 3
Coding region: 64-378 (104 amino acids)
Biological process (GO): proton motive force-driven ATP synthesis
Molecular function (GO): proton transmembrane transporter activity
Source: RefSeq, a predicted model, not a curated record
CCGCGGCUGCGGGGGCCUGGGUGGGCGCGGGCGCGGCGGGGUGACAUUGGGCCGGGCAGCAACAUGGCGCAGAAGGUGGUGCAGGCCCUCAGCACCCGCGGGCCGCAGCUCCUCAGCGCCGCCGUGGCGUACUCGAAGCCGCGCCUGGCCACGUUCUGGUACUACGCCAAGGUGGAGCUGGCCCCGCCGACCCCCGCCGAGAUCCCCCGCGCCGUUGACAGCAUGAAAGCCUUGAUCAGGGGCUUCCAGACCGGCCGCCUGGCGCAGCUCACCGUCAGGGAAGCGGUGAGGAACGGGCUGGUGGCCACAGAGGUGCUGAUGUGGUUUUACAUCGGAGAGAUCAUAGGCAAGCGUGGCAUUAUCGGGUACAACGUCUGAAGGCUCAUCCUCAGUAACACCGUCCUCGGGGCCAUGUCCCCAGUCUAUGUCAGGGUGGGUGACAAUAAAGCCAGAACCGGUGUUGA